This is a messenger RNA of Cryptomeria japonica (Japanese cedar), 303 nucleotides long. RefSeq lists its product as uncharacterized. The coding region runs from base 1 to 303 and encodes 100 amino acids. The transcript has a single exon. The record is from RefSeq and is a predicted model, not a curated record. NCBI's taxonomy places the organism in Eukaryota, Viridiplantae, Streptophyta, Pinopsida, Cupressales, Cupressaceae.
AUGAACAUCCAUGUCGUGGCGGAUGCAAUUUUUGAACUGCGAGAAGGGGUUAGGGAGAGAAUCCUGAAUUUGUAUUUUGAGCUUGUCGAUAAAAUUUCUUCCGCAUCUCAUACAGAGGAAUCAUCAGGAAAUGGGCAAGAGGAGUCCGAUGGUGAUGAAGAUGAGGAAAUGGAUGCAGAAGGAGAGAAAGAUGAGGAAGCAUAUGAGGGAGAGAAGAUGGAAGAGGACAUGGAAGAGGAGACAGACUCAAACAAUAGAGAGGAAGAGGAGGUUGAUGGAGAGGCAGCUCGUAGAGAAGAGUAG